AUGCGUCAAGAACACAACCUUGUGGUUGUGACAGCCGACCAUACAGUGAGUUACUUCACCUCGCUGUCCAGACAACAGGAGUUUGAAGGAAAUACCAAGAGCGUGAUCCCGCUUUUCUCCGUAACGUACUUCUUGACAAUAACCUUUUCGAUCAUCUCUUGCCUGAGACUGAGCUGUAUAAGAAAUAACGUCUGGCUUGCAUGCUGCGGAGUGCUUUCUGCUGGUUUAGCUGUAUUAAGCAGCUUUGGAUUGAUGCUCAUCUGUGGAGUGCCGUUUGUGGUCACUGUAGCAAAUGCACCAUUUCUUAUUCUAGGAGUUGGUGUUGAUGACAUGUUCAUCGUGAUCGCUGCCUGGGAACAAAGUUCAAGAAAAAAACAGAAAUCUGAUGUUAUAUCUCGGUUGGCUGAGACAUACGCAGAAGCAGCACUUUCUGUGACCAUCACCACUCUCACAGACGUUUUGGCCUUCUUCAUUGGCACCUGGACUGCUUUUCCAUCCGUGAGAUCAUUUUGCCUCUACACCGGCACUGCUUUUGUCUUCUGCUAUAUAUAUACCAUGACCUUCUUUGGGGCAAUUAUUGUAUUAAAUCAUAAAAGGGAGGAAGGAAACCGACACUGGCUAACUUGUAUGCCUGUGGGAGUAGAUCAGGAUCAGGCUGAGAAGUCGUGCUGGUACAACACUUGCUGUAUAGGCAACUGUUCUAGGCAGUCAUCUCAGCUAGAAACCAAACAGCCAGAAAGUGAACAUCCAAUGAGCAUAUUCUUUAAGAAGAAUUAUGGUCCUUUUUUUACAAAUAAAUGGAUCAAGCUACUUGUGGUGUUACUGUACGGAGUGUAUUUGGGUGGCAGCAUCUAUGGAUGUACUCAGAUCAGGGAAGGCAUCGAUCUUCGAAAUCUGGCAAGUGAUGACUCUUAUGUUAUUCCAUACUAUGAUGACGACGACAAAUACUUCUCAGCAUAUGGACCCAGGGUCAUGGUUGUCAUUACUGAAAGUGUAGAUUACUGGAAUGAGACUGUUCGUCUUGGCAUUGAGAACUGCAUGCAGAAUUUAGAGGGCAUUUCCUAUGUAGAUAAGAACCUCUCAGAGUCAUGGCUGAGAACGUACACAAAACUUGCUGAAAAUGGUUCGAUAAAUAUAAGCAAUAAGACUCUUUUCAUUAAUAACUUACCUAUGCUGUUCCAAAUGGUUCCCAGUUUUGAGUUAGACAUUAAUGAGACUCAGGAUAAAAUAGAAGCUUCACGUUUCUUCAUCCAGACGGUGAAUGUGACCUCAGCCGUGGAUGAGAAGAAUCUUCUCAAUCAGUUGAGAGAGACAGCCGAGCAGUGCAGUAUUCCAUUAAUGGUGUACCACCCAGCGUUCAUCUACUACGACCAGUACCUGGUAAUAGUGCAGAACACCAUUCAGAACGUUGCCAUUGCUGCCGGGGCAAUGCUUGUCGUCUCCCUUCUGCUAAUCCCCAACCCGCUGUGUUGCUUGUGGGUGACUUUUGCUAUAGCUUCUGUUAUCGUAGGUGUUGCUGGUUUCAUGAGCUUUUGGAAUGUCAAUCUAGAUUCCAUAUCCAUGAUCAACCUGGUCAUUUGUAUAGGGUUUUCAGUGGAUUUUUCUGCGCAUAUUUCCUAUGCCUUUGUUGCAAGUGGAGAGUCCUCUGCCAAUAAAAGGGCAAUUGAAGCUCUGUCCCUGCUAGGUUACCCGGUAUUACAAGGUGCAGUUUCUACCAUAUUGGGGGUAGUUGUCCUGGCUGCAGCAAAAGCCUACAUCUUCAGGACCUUUUUCAAGAUAAUGUUCCUUGUUAUUUUGUUUGGGGCUCUUCACGGUCUUGUUUUUAUUCCAGUGUUUUUAACCUUUUUUGGAAACUUUGGCAGAUCACCCCACAGCACCACAUCUAAAGAGCUAGAGCUUAGGUUUAGAAAUGAUAAAGACUGUCCGUGA
Messenger RNA from Opisthocomus hoazin, 1929 nucleotides. Lineage: Eukaryota; Metazoa; Chordata; Aves; Opisthocomiformes; Opisthocomidae. The record is from RefSeq and is a predicted model, not a curated record.